AUGAAGCGACAGUAUAAAUGGAGUCUUCUGGUGGUGGACCGUUGGGAGAGCAUGAUGAUGAUUUACAGAUCAACGGGACUGGCCCUCCUUGUGUGCCAGCUUGGACUUAUUUUGAGGACCAAGGCUCAGAUUCCAGCUCAGUGUGUUACCAGUGACACAAACAGACCACCUGAAAACUCAGACAUAACGGUGGUCUGCGGUACCGAGCACAUGGACCUGAGUAUCUACCUUUGCCCCAUCUACCAAGAGCUCUACAACGAGUCACUGAUGGUGCUCAAUAAUGAGUUCACCAAAAACGAAUGUUUUGGGGAGGCGGACUGGACCGUCGACCCCCCUGUCUUAAAAUUCAGCUUCCCCAUAAAUGAAAGCUCCUUGACUUUGUGCGGGAAUGACUUUAAGAUUAUCAACCAGGUUGGCAGCGGGGCGUUCGCCGACUUCUCCAACGUCCAGUUUGUCAACAUCUCCGGCGACGUGACCUCCAUCGACCCGUCAGCGGGUAUGAUCACCUACAGGCCGCAGCUCUUCUACAAGUUCUCCUGCCUUUACCCCAUGCAGUAUCUGCUGAACAACACUCAGCUGGGCGUGUCUGGUGUGAGUUUGGCCAUAAAAGACAACAACGGCAGCUUCAUCAGCACACUCAGCUUGCAGCUCUAUGAAGAUGAGCUGUACCAGAAUCCGCUUACAAUCCCAUCGACUGGUCUCCAGCUGAAGACCAAGAUCUAUGCUGCUGUCACAGCCACCAACCUAACAGACAGGUUCAACGUGCUGCUGGAUCGAUGCUACGCCACCACCAGCCCGUAUCCCAACUUCGACUCCUUCUAUGACCUUUUUAUCGGAUGCACACGUGACGCCCAAACCACGGUGGAGCUCAACGGCGAGUCCCAGGAGGCGCGCUUCUCCUUUGAGGCCUUCAGAUUUGUGGAGCACAAAAAUCUGACCGUGUCCACGUUCUACCUGCACUGUGUCACCAGGCUGUGUGAGGUGUCCACGUGCAGCGACCUACUGCCGGAUUGCGGAACUAAGAAAAGACGAAGAAGAGAGGCUGAUGACGUGUUGGCUAACGCUACAGUCACCUCGCCAGCCAUUGUGGUGGCCAAACAGGGCACAGGAGAUUUUCAAACCAAUGCAGCUCCUUUUGAGUCGUCAGAGAGCAGCUACAGCGACCCCGUGGUGGCGGUCAUUGUCUGCAUCGUCAUCCUGGCUGUCCUCUUCACCGCAACGGCUGCUUACUUUGUGUAUUACAUCAAGCAAAGAUGAACAAUCAUGUCCUAAGCAACAUCCACACUAUCGAUAAAGCAUGGCUACCAGUACUUCAGUUGUUCUGUAGGCCCUAUACAGGUAGAUGUAAGUUAUUUGAAUUUGAACAUGGUGACAAGGGCUCAGAAUCUGUGCAAUAAUAAAAUGUAGUAAUACAUUGCCCAUUAUGAAAAUGAUUGUUUAUUGUGCAGUUGUGGUCCAUGAGUCUAUCUCUCAGAUAAAUGUAAAAUACAUGGAUUUUAUUGGACAAAACAGCCAAAGGAGGCUCACGGUACUGUAGCUACACUACAUUUCUUUAAUAGUUACAAUUAAGUGCAACAGUUCAUCAUACAGCAGACAUGCAGUCACAUUCAACCAGUAAAUAACAAUACUGCCACUUAGGUUUUCACAUGUCAAUAUAACAUUUUCAGCAGUGUAAUUCAUGAUACAUGCAAUACAUAGUUGUUACGAUCAAGAUUUUAAAGCUACAAUGUUAGCAUAAGAGCUUGUAAAAGAUAUGGAUGUUAAGAUGGCAUGGAGAGUACAAAGAGUUAGGAUGUUGAUGACUUUUUUUGUAUUGCGUGUUUCAUGUGUAAUGUAUAAAUCCUCUAAAUGUAUAAAAAAAAAUC
Dunckerocampus dactyliophorus (ringed pipefish) is the source of this 1865-nucleotide messenger RNA. Its product is annotated as zona pellucida-like domain-containing protein 1. Lineage: Eukaryota; Metazoa; Chordata; Actinopteri; Syngnathiformes; Syngnathidae. The record is from RefSeq and is a predicted model, not a curated record. Gene Ontology annotation, cellular component: cell surface. Bases 1 to 1257 code for a protein of 418 amino acids. The transcript is spliced from 12 exons.